Molecule: messenger RNA, 2487 nt
Organism: Drosophila erecta
Lineage: Eukaryota; Metazoa; Arthropoda; Insecta; Diptera; Drosophilidae
Gene: hfp
Product: poly(U)-binding-splicing factor half pint
Exons: 6
Coding region: 498-2135 (545 amino acids)
Biological process (GO): regulation of alternative mRNA splicing, via spliceosome; alternative mRNA splicing, via spliceosome; mRNA splice site recognition
Cellular component (GO): catalytic step 2 spliceosome; precatalytic spliceosome
Molecular function (GO): RNA binding
Source: RefSeq, a predicted model, not a curated record
CACUUUACUAUCGAGUAAUCGAACAGUGCAGGCAUCGACCCGAAGUGCCAUCACCAUUCCGUAUCCAUCUUGACAAAAAUUUUUGCAAGCGCAUAAAAUUAAACAAACCACAGCGUUGCGGACAACAAAUCGCCACUAGAACAUCCGAAAAACAGCGAGCAUGGGAAGCAACGACAGAGCAUCGAGAUCGCCGCGUUCGGAUGAUCAGCGCGAGAUCAGCGAUAUGCCGGCCACAAAAAGAUCGCGCUCCGACUCGGUAAUUGCAGACUUCAUAAACGCACGAUGAACUCUAACUCAGACUGUGAGGUGUGAGGUGAGGCAAGUCCACGGAUUCGAAAAUUCCCUACCUUUCGCAGCCCCUGUACGACCUCAAGCAGACGGGCGAUGUCAAGUUCGGUCCGGGCACCCGAUCGGCGCUCCUCGGCCUCCUGGGCGGCGCCCUGCCCAAGCUCUCCUCGGAGCAGCACGACCUGGUCAGCAAGGCCAAGAAGUACGCCAUGGAGCAGAGCAUCAAGAUGGUGCUCAUGAAGCAGACGCUGGCCCACCAGCAGCAGCAAUUGGCCACUCAGCGCACGCAGGUUCAGCGACAACAGGCACUGGCCCUCAUGUGCAGAGUCUACGUGGGCAGCAUUUCGUUUGAGCUCAAAGAGGACACAAUUCGCGUGGCCUUCACGCCCUUUGGUCCCAUCAAAUCAAUCAACAUGUCCUGGGAUCCCAUCACGCAAAAGCACAAGGGCUUCGCAUUUGUGGAGUACGAGAUACCCGAGGGCGCUCAGCUGGCGUUGGAACAGAUGAACGGAGCCCUGAUGGGCGGCAGGAACAUCAAGGUAGGCCGACCCAGUAACAUGCCACAGGCCCAGCAGGUGAUCGACGAAGUGCAGGAGGAGGCCAAGAGCUUCAACCGCAUCUACGUGGCCUCCAUCCACCCCGAUCUAUCCGAGGAGGACAUCAAGAGCGUCUUCGAGGCCUUCGGUCCGAUCCUCUACUGCAAGCUGGCUCAGGGCACCUCACUGCACACGCACAAGGGCUACGGCUUCAUCGAGUACGCUAACAAACAGGCAAUGGACGAGGCAAUCGCCAGCAUGAAUCUCUUUGAUUUGGGAGGACAGCUUCUCAGAGUGGGUCGAUCUAUAACGCCGCCGAAUGCCCUGGCCUGUCCCACAACAAACUCCACGAUGCCCACGGCUGCGGCAGUGGCUGCAGCGGCAGCAACGGCAAAGAUCCAGGCUCUGGAUGCGGUGGCCAGCAAUGCGGUUCUCGGUUUGUCGCAAAACACACCGGUUAUGGCAGCUGGAGCCGUGGUCACCAAGGUGGGGGCAAUGCCAGUGGUUUCGGCAGCGACGUCGGCGGCUGCACUGCAUCCGGCUUUGGCCCAAGCCGCUCCUGCUCUUCUUCCGCCCGGAAUAUUCCAGGCACCAACUCCGGUGGCUCCCAGUCUGCUUGGAGUUCCUGCUGGCCUGCAACCUCUACAGGCGGUGGUGCCCACUCUUCCGCCGCCCGCCCUUCUGGCCACACCCACCCUGCCCAUGACCGUCGGCGGUGUUGGUGUGGGCAUAGUGCCCGCUGUCGCCACUCUGACGGGAGCGGAGGCCAGCAAUGGAGCAGCAGCUGCUGCCGCACUCUCUGCCGCUGCGAAUAAUGCCGCUGUCACGGCAGCAAACCUCUCGGAGAACAUCAAGAAGGCGCACGAGAAGCAGCAGGAGGAGCUGCAGAAGAAACUGAUGGAUGAGGGCGACGUGCAGACGCUGCAGCAGCAGGAGAACAUGUCCAUCAAGGGCCAGAGCGCACGGCAGUUGGUGAUGCAGCGACUAAUGCGGCCGGUGGACUCACGUGUUAUCAUCCUGCGAAAUAUGGUUGGUCCCGAGGAUGUGGACGAGACCCUGCAGGAGGAGAUCCAGGAGGAGUGCAGUAAAUUCGGCACCGUCAGCCGUGUCAUCAUCUUCAACGAGAAGCAGACGGAGAACGAGGACGACGACGAGGCGGAGAUCAUUGUGAAGAUAUUUGUGGAGUUCUCAGCAGGAGCGGAGGCCGUGCGAGGCAAGGAGGCACUCGACGGCAGGUUCUUCGGCGGCCGGAGAGUGGUGGCCGAGCUUUACGACCAGGGCAUCUUCGAUCAGGGAGAUCUGUCCGGUUAGAAGGGAGCUGUGGAUGUGGAUUCGUGGCUCCCCCGACAUUUGUUCUGUCAUUUUUUACGUAGCACCUAAAACGCAAACGAUGCAAGUUUAUUAUUUAUUACGCCAGUCCGAAAACAAUCCACCAUUGUUAUGCGGCACGGCAGCCAGUUUAUACAAUACGAUUAUGAUGAUUCUGCAACGCAGUGAUUUAGUCUUAAAGAAAAGAAGUAUCCCCGUAGCGCUGCCGCUCGGAACAAGAGAACCACAAUUUAGAUCCCAACCAAGCACACCGCGGACGACUAAUAACGUGUACAUUUACAUUUGAUUAAUUUCAGCGCUUAACUUACGAAAUAAACUAUAGUUUCCCAUUCAA